ACGGCUGCAGCGGGCUGCCGGCGCUGUCAGAAGAGUGUGAUACGUCGCAGGCGGGAGGCGCGCGCAGGAAGCUGCCGGCGGGGUAAAGGAAUCCGAGGUUGCGGAAGAAUGCAAUGCGCUGCGAUUCCGUGCGGUCGAUUUCGAGUUCGUCCGGCGGCCAGCGUCUGGGGCAGCAGCAGUGAGCGGAGGAGGUGCGAGGGAAGAAGAGCGAAGUGUCGACGGCGUUUGCGUGUUAUUCAAGCUCCAUUGCGUCCCCCCAUCCGCCGCGCAAACUCGGUCUGCGCACCUGCCACCACCCACCCGCUCAUCCUCCAUCGUCAAAGCGCGCAGUGCGCAGUGCACCACCCGAGUUUCGGCCUGGCCUUCUCCGGGGGGCCGAGGUGCCAAGGUGCCAUUUUGGGGAACGGGCCUUGCGAGCAGAUGAGCGGGUGCUACUGCGAGCAAUUCGGGGCGCCGUCGAGUUGUGCAGGCCGGAGCUCUUAUAUACCUGUUGGCUUUCACUAUUUCAGAUGAUGCCACUCGGCGCGCGUCGGUUUACGUCGGUACGAAACUCCCCGGAAUGGCGUCCGUCCAUAGGCCUUCACAUGUAGGGAGCAAGGGAAUCAGCCCCGAUUGGGAGCUAGAUGCAGUGCUAUAUGCCCUGUAUUCAGCAGUGGGAAGACGGCAGCCGACGUUGAUCAUCUCCUAAUUCCUGUGAUU
Messenger RNA from Mytilinidion resinicola, 699 nucleotides. RefSeq lists its product as uncharacterized. The coding region runs from base 109 to 513 and encodes 134 amino acids. The transcript has a single exon. The record is from RefSeq and is a predicted model, not a curated record. NCBI's taxonomy places the organism in Eukaryota, Fungi, Ascomycota, Dothideomycetes, Mytilinidiales, Mytilinidiaceae.